AUGCCGCUCAAGGACCGCGUUUCAAGAUGGAAAGGCCGUAUACGCGGUACGGAGAAGCCUACCGGUCAGCUAGAACAGAAUCUCGCAAGCGACAGCGAAAUAAUCUCAUCACAAACGUCUUCCAAUGGCCCCCAAAUCACCUCAAAUGACUCUCAUACAAGCUUUCAGUCGCCGAUAUUAGGAAAAGGCCAGCGCAACCUGUGGCAUGAGGCCUUUGAUAAAUUACCUCAGAACUCCAAACAAGAACUUGAAAGCCGAGGGAUGAACCAGAAAACUGCAGCUACAAUUGAAGAAUUCCGAAAGGAAGCAGAAAAGGUGCGAGACAAAAGUCAAGAAAGGGAAUGGAAGGUUCAGAUAGGAAGCCAUGAGCUCCCAAUUAGACAAACGGCUGUUCAGAUCCUGGAUUGGGCCAACAAGAUCGGAGAUAUUGCCAUCCAGUUUGCGCCGUCACCCGGCGCCGGUGUCUGGGCUAUCGCGAAGUUUCUCCUCGGCGGACUCGAUACCUUCGAUACCGAAAAGUCCGCUCUCCUUUCUGUUGUUGAGAAGGUGGCGGAGGCCAUCUUCUGCGGCGAGCUUUACUACAAAAUAUACACACUCGAGCGUACUGGAAGAGCGGACGUCGUAACCAAGCUUCACGACACGCUGGUGGACCUAUACAGCUGCGUAUUGGGACUUUUGGUCAAAUCAUUGGAUCUUUCGUCAAACACUGCGGUGCAAUUUUGCCGAGCUAUUUUUGAUCCCAGUAAGCCGUCUGAAAUGCUGACGAGUUUGGAAGCGAAAGAAAAAGCUCUCCGGGUGGCCGCGGAAAGGUGCGAGAUCACAGCCGACGCUCUCUCAGAUGAAACUUUGAAGGUAUAUCUUCAGGCAGCUCAGAGCUCACUGGAUCAGGUCAUUCAGUGGGUCAAUGAAGAGGAACGCCGAGAACUGCUCGAAUGGGUCUCUAAUGUCCCGUAUGGUCUACAUCAUGAGGAGAUCGAAGACCGCCGAAGCCUCGAUACAGGUGACUGGCUUCUUCAGCAUGAAAAGUUUCGGACAUGGAUGGAUUCAUCUUCAUCUAGUAUCUUAUGGCUUCAAGGAUCCCCCGGCACAGGAAAGACUUUUUUGACGUCAGGCGUGGUGAGAAAUGCCAUACACAAUGUAGGGUCCCAGAUGCACGGGCUGGCUUUUUUCUUCUGCAACCACGCCGAAAAAGAUCGGCGUGAAGCCCUCCCGGUGCUUCGAAGCUUGGUUCGUCAGCUUGCUGCACCGAAGAGCAACACCCAUGCCGCCAGAAGAGGCCUUCGAGAAGCACGAAAACGAGCUACCGACAAAGGAUCAGGUCUCGGUCUCUCAGAGUGCCGUCAUCAGCUCUUGGACUCAUUCAACUCGUAUCUAGAAACUAUCGUUAUUCUUGAUGCACUGGACGAGAUGGUGAACGAAGAACUUGUUUUAUUGAUCAAGGAGAUCAAUAAUAUUAUAUCAGACACUCGAGAUAGAACCAAUGUUAAGAUAUUUGUCUCCAGUCGGCCUGAUGAAGAGGUCGAAGUGGCCUUUAACUCGGGCCCAACUGUCACCAUCCAAGCCACCGAUAACAGAAACGACAUUGAGAAGUUUGUGACCAAUGAGUUGGACAAAUUUGGAAGAACACAUCCAAAAUCUGUCGUCAAUUUGAGAAAGGAGAAGAUCACUGAAGACAUCCUUGAUAAAUGUGACAAUAUGUUCUUGUGGGCUGCUCUCCAAGUCAAGGAAAUAUUGAAAUGUAAAAUGCUUGAAUCGCUUGAUCGUGCACUCGAACAGCUUCCGAAAGAUUUGAGCGAAUCGUACGAUCGCAUCAAUCGAAAGAUUCAGAGUCGUCCUGUCCCCGAGAUGGAGAUAGCUCACCGCACGAUUCAGUGGGUCAUGACUGCACCUCACCCGCUCACCAGCGAAGAGCUCCUCUCUGCCGUUCGCAUACAGAUUGAAAAUGAUGCCAUCACGCUGAAAGAUUUUAUUGAGCAAGACGUUUUGCUAUCCAUCUGUGAAAAUCUUCUAAUCGUUGAUUCCAAUGGUCAAUGGAGAUUUUUUCACCUUUCUGUCCGCGAGUAUCUUCAGAAGAUCCCUGAUUUCAACCAACAAGAACGUCACCGUUGUGCUCAAGUCUGCUUUCUAUCUCUGAUGAGGACCUUUGGCAAUACGACAACUGAUUUCUUGCCAGACAAAAUCGAUUCAAACCCGUCUUCCGAGCACUUCAUGGAUCCGUUCAAUGUCACCAAUGCAUUUUCUCGGCAUAUUCAGAUAUGCUGGCCAUUCUACGCUUCUGAAUUGACUGAGAAUGAUGUGCCGUUCGUUUCUCUGGAAAGGUUUCUUGGAUCAGCCGACAGGAGCAGCCCCUUCUUUUUACGAUGGUUUGAUUACAUCUUUGAGGAUCAAGAAUUCGUUAUCUUCCGAUCCUUGAAAGUUCUGUAUAUGACCAGAUCUGAAAUUGCACCCUGUGGGACACCGAUUUUCGCUAUAACAUACUUCUCGUUGUGCGAAAUCUUCUCUAAAUUUUACGAAAACUGUGUUCUCGACCCUCUCCAAUUUAACAACAAGGGAGAGAAUUUGUUUUACAUAGCUGCCAGGAGUGCCUGCAUGCCAAUUUUGAGAACCCUCGUAUCGAAUAAUGUUGCCAUCGAAAAGGUUCUCCUCGACAAAGCUUAUUCUAUGGCAGCUAGCGCUGCUUCCAGAUCUGAAAGCUUAAAUGCACUCGAAUAUCUCGUUGAGCAAGGAGCAGAUGUGAACCUUCCGCUUCAAGCAGGAGAUCAUGGCAGUGCACUUGCUGCUGCUGCUUACUGGGCAACCGAUAACCUGGAUACAGUGAGAUAUCUUAUUGAGCAGGGAGCAGAUGUGAACCUUCCGCUUCAAGCUGGAUAUUAUGGCAGUGCACUUGCUGCUGCUUCCAGGGCAUCCGACAACCUGGAUACAGUGAGAUAUCUCGUGGACCAGGGUGCAGAUGUGAACCUUCCGCUUCAAGCUGGAUAUUCUGGUAGUGCACUUGCUGCUGCUUCCAGGGCAUCCGACAACCUGGAUACAGCGAGAUAUCUCGUGGAGCACGGAGCAGAUGUGAACCUUCCGCUUCAAGUUGGAGACUACGGUAGUGCACUUGCUGCUGCUUCCUGGACAUCCGAUAACCUAGAUGUAGUGAGAUAUCUUGUGGAGCAAGGCGCUGAUGUAAAUCUUCCGCUUCAAGUUGGAGGUUUUGGCAGUGCGCUUGCUGCUGCUUCCUGGGUAUCGAAAAACCUAGAUACAGUGAGAUAUCUUAUUGAUCAGGGAGCAGAUGUGAAUCUUCCGCUUCAAGCUGGAGAUCAUGGCAGUGCACUUGCUGCUGCUUCCUGGGUAUCGAACAACCUGGAUACAGUGAGAUAUCUUGUUGAGCACGGGGCAGAUGUGAACCUUCCGCUUCAGUUUGGAGACUGUGGCAGUGCACUUGCUGCUGCUUCCAGGGCAUCCGACAACCUGGAUACAGUGAGAUAUCUCGUGGACCAGGGUGCAGAUGUGAACCUUCCGCUUCAAGCUGGGCACUAUGGUAGUGCACUUGCUGCUGCUUCCAGGGCAUCCGACAACCUGGAUACAGCGAGAUAUCUCGUGGAGCACGGAGCAGAUGUGAACCUUCCGCUUCAAGUUGGAGACUACGGCAGUGCACUUGCUGCUGCUUCCUGGACAUUCGAUAACCUAGAUAUAGUGAGAUAUCUUGUGGAGCAAGGCGCUGAUGUGAACCUUCCGCUUCAAGUUGGAGGUUUUGGCAGUGCGCUUGCUGCUGCUUCCUGGGUAUCGAAAAACCUAGAUACAGUGAGAUAUCUUAUUGAGCAGGGAGCAGAUGUGAACCUUCCGCUUCAAGCUGGAGACUAUGGUAGUACACUUGCUGCUGCUUCCUGGGCAUCCGACAACCUGGAUACAGUGAGAUAUCUUGUUGAGCAGGGUGCAGAUGUCAACCUUCCGCUUCAAGUUGGAGACUACGGCAGUGCACUUGCUGCUGCUUCCUGGGUAUCGAAAAACCUGGAUACAGUGAGAUAUCUUGUUGAGCAUGGAGCAGAUGUGAACCUUCCGCUUCAAGCUGGAGAUUAUGGUAGUGCACUUGCUGCUGCUUCCAGGGUAUCGAACAACCUGGAUACAGUGAGAUAUCUCGUGGACCAGGGUGCAGAUGUGAACCUUCCGCUUCAAGCUGGGGAUUAUGGUAGUGCACUUGCUGCUGCUUCCAGGGCAUCCGACAACCUGGAUACAGUGAGAUACCUCGUGGACCAGGGUGCAGAUGUGAACCUUGCGCUUCAAGCUGGGCACUAUGGCAGCGCACUUGCUGCUGCUUCCUGGGCAUUUGACAACCUGGAUACAGUGAGAUAUCUAGUGGAACAAGGAGCAGAUGUGACGCUUCAAGUUGGAGGUUUUGGCAGUGCACUUGCUGCUGCUGCCUGCAGUUCCAAAAACCUGGAUACAGUGAGAUAUCUCGUGGAACAAGGAGCAGAUGUUAAUUCUCUGCUUCAAGCUGGGCACUAUGGCAGCGCACUUGCUGCUGCUUCCUGGGCAUUUGACAACCUGGAUACAGUGAGAUAUCUCGUGCAACAAGGAGCAGAUGUGAAUCUUCCGCUUCAAGUUGGUCAGUUUGGCAGUGCAAUCAAUGCCGCUCUAUCCAAGAGCAAUAGCGAGGUGGCAGAAUACCUGCGCAGGGAACAAACAAUAGCCCUGACAGAGGAUUGA
Messenger RNA from Penicillium pulvis, 4689 nucleotides. Its product is annotated as Aldehyde dehydrogenase C-terminal. Lineage: Eukaryota; Fungi; Ascomycota; Eurotiomycetes; Eurotiales; Aspergillaceae. Bases 1 to 4689 code for a protein of 1562 amino acids. The transcript has 4 exons. The record is from RefSeq and is a predicted model, not a curated record. Gene Ontology annotation, cellular component: nucleus; cytoplasm. Gene Ontology annotation, biological process: regulation of barbed-end actin filament capping. Gene Ontology annotation, molecular function: protein binding.